Anopheles funestus (African malaria mosquito) is the source of this 781-nucleotide messenger RNA. RefSeq names its product UPF0587 protein CG4646. The record is from RefSeq and is a predicted model, not a curated record. The coding region runs from base 239 to 730 and encodes 163 amino acids. Gene Ontology annotation, molecular function: zinc ion binding. Lineage: Eukaryota; Metazoa; Arthropoda; Insecta; Diptera; Culicidae. The transcript has 3 exons.
ACGUGAUACGCACACAACGAUUUCAAAAGCCGAAACUAGAUAGCUCAACUAUGCCUCAUAAACGUGUGUUUGCAAUAACUGUCAAAUGCAAUAUUUUCAAAACAUUCGAGUGGAUAAAAAAUAUAAGAAACAAACAAGGUAUUAUUGUAAAAAACAAGCAUAAAAUACCAAAACAAGCGAGUUUUAAAUCGGGCUUUUCAUAGAACGAUUCAUUCACCUUUUGCACCAGAUAGCAAAGAUGGGCAAAAUUGGAUUGCAAAUAAAAGCAACGCUGGAAAACAUCGAGGAGCUGAAAACAAACCAUCCCAACUAUGCGUUCUUCUUGAAAAUCAAAUGUACAAAUUGUGGCGAAGUGUCCGACAAAUGGCAUGAUCUGACCGAGAGCGAACACGUCAACGAAGACUCGCGCAAUCCGAAAGGGUUCAAUUUUUACAUGAAGUGCCGCAUGUGUUCUCGUGAGAAUAGUAUCGACGUGAUCGAAGGCUCCAAUGCAAGCUACACCGAACAAGAUUCUGGCAAAAAGAAAACAAUCGUUGCCUUCGAUUGUCGCGGUGUAGAACCGACCGAAUUCAGUCCUCGCUCUGGAUGGAUUGCCAAGGCCACGGAGAACGGACCUACGUUUGAGGAUAUAGACCUGUCGGAGGAUGAUUGGGUGGAAUAUGAUCAGAAGAAUAACAAUUCGGUCGGUGUGUACGAGUUUGAGUCUGAUUUCAUUAAAAUGAAGAAAUGAACAGUUUUUGAGGAGUGAUAAUAAAAAAAGUGUGUUGCCAAUAACAUUCAA